This is a messenger RNA of Mesorhabditis spiculigera, 1095 nucleotides long. The record is from the annotation of a GenBank genome assembly. Lineage: Eukaryota; Metazoa; Nematoda; Chromadorea; Rhabditida; Rhabditidae.
AUGAGAUACAAGGGGAAUUUGAGCGCUGCGGAUGAGCUCUACGCGGCUUCGAUUCGUGUUCUACCGCUGCUUGGCGACCCGUGGAACCAACGGGGACUCUUAUUGGCCAAACGGGAUGUCCUGAAAUGCCUCUACUUCCACUAUCGGGCUCUUCAUUGCCGAUUUUCGUUUAUUGGCGCAACCUCAAACAUCCAGAAGAUCUUUCAAGAACACUCGGAAACAACCGUGCUAGUCGAUUCUCCAUUUGUGGAUAGGUUCCUGCACGUACUAUCCAAGUUCUACUUCAUGACCCGGGUCCAUCAACGUUUGGUCGACAGCCUGUUGGAAGAGUGCAUUACAAUGGAGGCGAUUGUCCCGCUGCUUGGUGUACUUUCCGAAUUGGGCCGACUACUCGAUAACGAAGUACCCAUAAGGGAUUCGGAGCUCACCAGAUUUUGGCUGUGCUUUGAAGACCCCUGUGAUCGACCCUUAACCGCUGGUGGAUUGGCCCGAACAUUGUGUGCGAUUAGGGACGGUGAAGUGAUUAAUCGGAAGGAGAUUAAUUCUGGCGCGAAGGAGGAGCUCUCUCGGUUACUCGACGAUCUCGUUUCGGAUUCCCUGAGUUGUCCAGGGACGGUGGUGGCCAGAGAUGAGACACGAAACGAGGUCAUCGGCGUCUGCCUGGCCAGUCGCCAUCAUCUAUUCGAUCAACAGUUGGAUCGUCUUUGCCGCUACUCCUUCACGGACAAGGGCCUGUCGAUUGCCGUCGAAUUUUUGAAAUAUGUUUUUAAUAGGGUCGACGUGGCUUAUCACCUGGAGGAGGCCGGCGUUUCAAAGCCCGUAUUCGUGGUGCUGGUCGGGGUGAAGCCCGAGUACCAAAAGGGUGGACUCGGAAAGAGGCUUCUCAAUGAGAGUCUCGACUCUGCGCGCAACUCGAGCGAUCGCUGCGAUUCGGCAUUCACCGUGUGCACGUCGGAGGGCGUGCAGCCGCUCUACCACCAACAUUUUCGCCAAGUGAUUUCGCGGGUUAAGUACAGCGACUACCGCGGCGAGUUUCGUGACCCGCCGAUCCGCCCGAAGGCUGCGAACUCUCUUCUCGUCCUUUUGGCCAAACUC